Urocitellus parryii (Arctic ground squirrel) is the source of this 1466-nucleotide messenger RNA. It is a transcript of the gene Tmem98, whose product is annotated as transmembrane protein 98. The record is from RefSeq and is a predicted model, not a curated record. Gene Ontology annotation, cellular component: endoplasmic reticulum. Lineage: Eukaryota; Metazoa; Chordata; Mammalia; Rodentia; Sciuridae.
GGCCGCCCCGGGCCGGCGCCCGGACUUCGCCAUCGGCGGGGCGCGGGAGGCACCGGGCGCGCCGGGAGCCGCAGCCGCAGCCGCAGGUCUGCCCUGACCUGGCGUUCUCUCAGGCAUUAGCCUGUGUGGAGAUGUGAGCGGGACUGAGUCGGGAGCUACCGGGAAGCAUGGAGACGGUGGUGAUUGUUGCCAUAGGGGUGCUGGCCACCAUCUUUCUGGCUUCGUUUGCAGCCUUGGUGGUGGUGUGCAGGCAGCGUUACUGCCGGCCCMGAGAUCUGCUGCAGCGGUAUGAUUCCAAGCCCAUCGUGGACCUCAUCGGAGCCAUGGAGACCCAGUCGGAGCCCUCAGAGUUAGAGCUGGAUGAUGUCGUCAUCACCAACCCCCACAUCGAGGCCAUUCUGGAGAAUGAAGACUGGAUUGAAGAUGCCUCGGGUCUCAUGUCCCACUGCAUUGCCAUCCUGAAGAUUUGUCACACUCUGACGGAAAAACUCGUUGCCAUGACGAUGGGCUCUGGGGCCAAGAUGAAGACUUCUGCCAGUGUCAGUGACAUCAUCGUGGUGGCCAAGCGGAUCAGCCCCAGAGURGACGAUGUCGUGAAGUCCAUGUACCCUCCGCUGGACCCCAAGCUCCUGGAUGCACGGACCACUGCCUUGCUCCUGUCUGUCAGUCAUCUGGUGCUAGUGACCAGAAAUGCCUGUCAUCUGACUGGAGGCCUGGAUUGGAUUGACCAGUCACUGUCAGCUGCUGAGGAGCACCUGGAAGUCCUUCGAGAGGCUGCCCUGGCUUCUGAGCCAGAUAAAAGCCUCCCAGGCCCGRAAGGCUUCCUACAGGAACAGUCGGCCAUUUAGUCCUGUAGGAAAGCAGGUGGUCACGAGGGCCAAUCUGCUGCCAUCCUGGGUGGCUUAGCUGAGCCUUUCACUUUUCCCUGUAGAGUUAGUUGUUCUCCAGGGCUCGGGGGUCCCGCCAUGUGUGUAGAGUACAGCAGAAGCACCCCAUCGUGGAUGCCUCUGUGGCAACGGCAGACGGUGGCUGGAGAAUGGUAUUCUCAUACCAGGGUUAGGGGGCAUGCCUUUCGCCACCUGUACAGCAGAGUGGGCUGUCAGCUCAAUUUCGCUCACCUAGUGUUUUCAAGAAAAUUGAGCCACCCUCUAAGAAUCCAGAGGUUUCACCUAAAAAUCAGAAUCCCCAACUUCUCUUGGACAAUCAGAAGGCGUGGCGAAUCUGAACUGCGUUUUCAAAAUAGGACAAUCACUUGGAGCUCGGUAGGGGUUCAGUCUCCCAGUAAGCACAAGCCUUCUACUCUGCCCCUGGCCUGAUGUGUUUAUUUGUGUUACUUCCUGGUCCCUGAGGCGUCUGAGCCCCUCUUUUCCUUUACAGGCUUGGGUCUGAAGCUGAGCACUGCAAAGUUGAUUAUUUCCUUUUUAUCAUUAUGCCUGCGAUUUUACCUAGCUACCACUAAGUGAAUA